AUACAUUUAUCAUCGCAGGGUCCCUGCUGGUCGGUUUGAUCUUCGACCUCAACUACCCUCUCAUACCAUUGAUUCCUCUCACACACCAUCAACAUGGACGGCCAUAGGGAACACAUCAAUGGCGACACAACGGCACUUGACCUGACCGUCCUCGGCUUGAACAGCGGAACCAGUAUGGAUGGCAUCGAUUGCGCACUAUGCAGAUUCCGACAGACGAGCGCUGAAGCACCAAUGCACUUCGAACUGCUCAAGUACGGCGAAAUUCCAUUGGAGCAAAAGAUCAAGAAGCGAGUCAUGAACAUGAUCCUACACAACCGCACAACACCUGAGGAACUAUCCGAAGUAAAUGUUUUGCUAGGAAACACGUUUGCAUCGGCCGUGAAGGAGUUUUGCAAGGAGCAAGACGUGUCCAUGGACAAUAUUGAUGUCAUUGGAUCACACGGCCAGACAAUCUGGCUACUCAGCAUGCCUGAACCAGGUCAAACGAAAAGUGCAUUGACCAUGGCAGAAGGCACAUUCAUUGCUGCACAGACGGGAAUCACAACCGUGACAGAUUUCAGAGUCAGCGACCAAGCAGCUGGUCGGCAAGGAGCCCCACUCAUCGCCUUCUUCGACGCCCUUCUACUACACCACCCGAAUAAGCUACGAGCUUGCCAAAACAUCGGCGGCAUUGCGAAUGUCUGUUUCAUUCCUCCAGACCAUGCGGGUGGCGUAGACAAGUGCUUCGACUUCGAUACUGGCCCGGGAAAUGUCUUCAUCGAUGCUGUCGUGCGACACUACACCAAUGGAAAGCAAGAGUACGACAAAGACGGUGCCAUGGGCAAGCGCGGUACAGUCAACCAGAAACUGGUGGAUGAAUUCCUGGAAUUCAAGUACUUCAAGCUUGAGCCACCCAAGACAACUGGCAGAGAAGUGUUCCGAGACACCAUGGCACAUGGAUUGAUUGAAAGAGCGGAGAAGUUGGGAAUGUCACAGGAUGAUGUGGUUGCCACCGUGACUCGCAUCACUGCGCAGGCGAUCGUCGACCACUACCGUCGCUACGCUCCAUCGCAAGACAUUGAUGAGAUCUUCAUGUGCGGUGGCGGUGCUUACAACCCCAACAUUACCGAUUUCAUUCAGAAGAACUACCCAAACACAAAGAUAUUCAUGCUGGAUGAUGCAGGUGUUCCAGCUGGUGCCAAGGAGGCGGUAACAUUUGCGUGGCAAGCAAUGGAGGCAGUUGUUGGCCGAUCGAUUCCUGUGCCUGACCGGGUUGAAACGCGACAGGAGUAUGUGCUUGGAAAAGUGUCUCCAGGGAAGAACUAUAGAAAGGUCAUGAAGCAGGGUAUGGCGUUUGGAGAGGGUGAAAGGUUGCCGCCUGUCAAAGAGAUGAUCAACUAUGUCAACGGCAAGGUGUUUGACAAUAACUGGGCAUAG
Aureobasidium pullulans EXF-150 is the source of this 1416-nucleotide messenger RNA. RefSeq names its product UPF0075 domain protein. The transcript has a single exon. The record is from RefSeq and is a predicted model, not a curated record. The coding region runs from base 94 to 1416 and encodes 440 amino acids. Gene Ontology annotation, biological process: amino sugar metabolic process; peptidoglycan turnover. NCBI's taxonomy places the organism in Eukaryota, Fungi, Ascomycota, Dothideomycetes, Dothideales, Saccotheciaceae. Gene Ontology annotation, molecular function: ATP binding; phosphotransferase activity, alcohol group as acceptor.